AUGCCGACUUGCUACGCAACUGCAAAACUGUCUAUUCUUUGGCUUCUCAAUAAUUCGAUCUCACUCAAGAGCUUUCGGAAAGUCGUGCGCGCCCUUACAAUUAUUGUCCUAUGUUGGUGGGUUUCGACCAUCUUGCUUGACACAUUUAUCUGCUUUCCCAUCAACUCAAGGUGGAAUCCGAACGUCAAAGGAACUUGCAACAACAAAGUCGUCCAAGUCGAGUAUUUUGCCACACCAAUUCCCUGGAUAAUAACCGAUUUCGCUAUUCUAAUCGUCCCGUUGCCAGUUCUGUGGUCAAUGAAACUGUCUCGAGCACGGCAGAUUGGCCUAGUGGCGCUGUUUGGGGUUGGAAUUGCGUGA
Molecule: messenger RNA, 360 nt
Organism: Lindgomyces ingoldianus
Lineage: Eukaryota; Fungi; Ascomycota; Dothideomycetes; Pleosporales; Lindgomycetaceae
Exons: 1
Coding region: 1-360 (119 amino acids)
Source: RefSeq, a predicted model, not a curated record